AUGUUAACUGUUUUUCACACAGGUUUAAAUGAUGGUAGUGAUGUCACCCAGACUGACAUUCUGUGGGAGAAACAGGGUGACAAUGCAACAAUGCAGUGCAGCCACACAAAGGGUGUCCAGCAUUACCAGAUGUACUGGUACAGACAGCUGCCAGGAGAAACUAUGAAACUAAUAGUGUACACGCAACUAGGGAUGUCCCGAUCCAGCUUUUUCACUUCUGAUCCGAUGUACUGGUACAGACAGCUGCCAGGAGAAACUAUGAAACUAAUCGUGUUCACAAGAAUUGCCAGUGAAGAUCAUGAUUUUGGAGACGUCAACAAAAUGAAAUUUGCAGCCACCAAGCCUGACGCUGAGAGUGGGACAUUCACAGUGAAGAAUCUGGAGCCAGAAGAUAAAGGAUUGUAUUUCUGUGCUGUGAGUCAACACAGUGCUUCUCACAGCAAGAGUGUCUUCCAAACACCUCCUUUCAUCAUGAAGAAAACUGGUCAAUCUGUUGCCAGAGAGAUCAACUGUUCACACAGCAUAACCAAUUAUGAUGUCAUCCUCUGGUACAAACAGGACCAACAUAAAGCUCUGAAGCUUCUGGGAUAUCUGAAUAUUUCCCUCAUGUCAAUACAAAAACUCUCCUUCAUCAGUCUGCAGAGAGACAACAUGUUGAGUCUCUCCAACACCUGCAGGAAGCCUCCAUCUAAAAUGAGCCUCUGA
Messenger RNA from Epinephelus fuscoguttatus (brown-marbled grouper), 705 nucleotides. RefSeq lists its product as uncharacterized. Gene Ontology annotation, biological process: cell surface receptor signaling pathway. The transcript is spliced from 4 exons. The record is from RefSeq and is a predicted model, not a curated record. Bases 1 to 705 code for a protein of 234 amino acids. NCBI's taxonomy places the organism in Eukaryota, Metazoa, Chordata, Actinopteri, Perciformes, Serranidae. Gene Ontology annotation, cellular component: plasma membrane.